Messenger RNA from Salvelinus fontinalis (brook trout), 6900 nucleotides. RefSeq names its product protein phosphatase 1 regulatory subunit 16A-like. The transcript is spliced from 13 exons. Lineage: Eukaryota; Metazoa; Chordata; Actinopteri; Salmoniformes; Salmonidae. Bases 1178 to 2851 code for a protein of 557 amino acids. The record is from RefSeq and is a predicted model, not a curated record. Gene Ontology annotation, cellular component: cytoplasm. Gene Ontology annotation, molecular function: phosphatase regulator activity; protein binding; enzyme inhibitor activity.
GUUAUGGAAAAGCAUUUCCCCGGAGGGUUGGGGACAGAAAACAGCUGAUCGGGUUCAGUCGGGCUGAGAACACGGAUACGAGUUCGUGCUGCUGUCAGACUGAAUUAACUUCACAGUCCCAGACCUGGUCCCCUCUGUUAGGCCUCUGUGACUGGAGUGGUCUCUGUCUGCGCUGGGCCUGCCCGUAAGCAACUGCUCCCUCUAUCUCCCUGAGUGCGUCUAGUUGACCUUCCUCUCAGCGACUCACAGGCCAGGCUAAAUAAUGGAUGAAGUGCCUGGAAAGAGCGGUAGCCUGGCGGGUAAGAGUUUUGGGCCACUAACCGAAAGGUUGCUGGAUCGAAUCCCCAAGCUGACAAGGUGUCAGGGGAGGGAGUAGAAUGUUCUGUAUUCUAAGAAGCACAAUGGGUUCUUGAGAUGCUUUGAUGCCUGACUCUUCCUGGUUCCUGAAGCACCACCUGCAGUGGCCUAUUAAGGGACUAGAAGUGAUCCAAUCCCCAUGCAUCCCCCACCUCUGACCAACCCCUGUCCUUACAUUCUCUCAUACUACUGCACUCUAAAAACAAGCUCUAUGCAGUAUUAGUCCAAAUCUCUGUUUAUAUUUUAUUCUCACAUUGAACAAUGUGACCUGGUUCCUCUUAGCUGUAACCACCUCACUUCAAGAUUUGCACCACAGCUCUCAGUAUGGACUCCCACCUGGGGACUUCUGUGUUGGGUCCACUUCCCAGAGAGUGUAGGCCUAACCAUCAAUGGUUGCAUUGCUGGCACUAACGGGGGCAGAGGCGAAGUAGUGUCACUGUUUUGGUCCCCCUCCCUCCAACCCAGAGGAAUACAGGAAGGAACACAGGAUUUAAGGACAGAUCGUGGUUCAAAGUAAUCUGGAUGGAUCUGUUCCAGCAGUAGAUGUUCCAUAAAGAUCUAGAGUAAGAACCAGUUGGUUCUCAGGUCUUGAAUGUCCAUACAUAGUCUUUAAAGCAUAUAGACCCAUGGAAGAGAGAUUGAUUCUCUGUUACUCACACAAAGAAUACCGACUUGGACCUUUACACCUUGGAGAUGUCUGCCACCUGACCUUCCAGCAGCUUUGAUUAUUUUUGUGUUCACUUUCAACUGAUAAACCCAGAACCAGAUCAGAACAUUGAAACGGGAGGUGUAGGAAGUCUGAGGUGGGCGGUGGUGUGGCAUGGCGGAGCACGGUGAGCUGCUCGGUGAGAUGGCCACGGUUGGGCGUCUGAGUGCCACGGAGCGCCUGAAACACGCCCAGAAGCGGCGCGCCCAGCAGCUGAAGGGCUGGGCCCAAAUGGACAAGGAUACGGCCCGUAGCAAGGCUGGACAGAAAGUGGACAAGAACAAGGGGUGCACGCGCAGGGUGGUCUUCCCCAACAACAUCACCCUGCUGGAGGCUGCAGCCCGCAAUGACCUGGAGGAAGUGAGGGAGCUGCUGAACGGUGGAGUCAGUCCAGAUCUGUACAACGAGGACGGACUCACUGCCCUGCACCAGUGCUGCAUUGAUGACUUUGUGGAGCUGGUACAGUGUCUGUUGGACGCCGGGGCCAGUGUGAACGCCUGUGACAGUGAGCUGUGGACGCCGCUCCACGCUGCUGCCACCUGUGGACACACAGCCCUGGUGCAGCUCCUGGUGCAGUCUGGUGCAGAGCUGCUGGCGGUCAACGCUGAUGGCAACAUGCCCUAUGACCUUUGUGAGGACGAGGCCACGCUGGAGCUGCUAGAGAUGGUCAUGGCAGAGCAGGGUAUAACCCAGGACCGUAUAAACCAGUGUCGUGGGGCUAAGGAGAUGGAGAUGCUGACGGACCUUCGAGCGCUGGUACAGAGUGGUGCGGACCUGAACGCUCAGGAUGACAACGGGGCCACACUGCUGCACUUAGCGGCGGCUAACGGCUACCUGUUGGUAGGGGAGCUGUUGUUGGAGCACCAGGCCAAAGUGGAGGAGAAGGACACAGACGGCUGGACACCACUCCAUGCCGCCUCCUGCUGGGGACAGGUCCAGAUGGUGGAGCUGCUGGUGGCUCAUGGGGCCAGUCUCAACACAAAGUCCGUCUUGGAAGAGACGCCGCUGGAUGUGUGUGUGGACGAGGAGGUGAGAGCCAAGCUGAUGGAGCUGAAGCACAAACACGACGCCAUCAUGAAGAGUCGGGACCGACACAAGGGCACUUUGCAGAGACGAGCAUCCAGCACUGGCAGCAGAGGUAAGGUGGUGCGGCGUGUGAGCAUCAAUGAGCGUUCCAGCCUGUACCGUCGGGAGCACCACAAGGAGGCCAUGGUGUGGCAGGAGAGAGGCCGACAAGCUGAGCCGCAGGACGACGACGAGGACAGACAGACGGACAACGAGCUCCACCAGCAUGUUGCCAUGGCUGCAGGUGCCAUGUUGAGGGGGGAGGAUGACGAGGGAGGGGAGAGGAAGUUCAAUCUGGGGAACGGUGGGAUGCCCCUGGCCCUGUCAGCGUCAGUCCCAGGGGAGCAGUGGAGCGGAGGCCGGAUGGACCGCAGCGCCUCUUACCAGCUGAGCCCUGCCUCGGGGAUUGGGGAGGCAGGGGACAGCAUGACCCGGGAGAAAUCCCACCAGACACUAGCGGACCUGAAACGCCAGCGGGCCGCAGCCAAGCUCAACAAGUACCCAGCCCCACCCCCCCCAGAGGAGAUGCCCCCUUCUCCCGCCCUUCUGCAGGAGGUGACCCCGUCCGGAGCCGCCCAGGAGACACCCAGCACAGAGGAGGUGCCCUCCCCCGGCACUGUGUACUUCACCCCAGCCAGCGGGGACCCGCCCCUGCUCAAACUACAAGCCCCAGAGGAGGACACCUCCAACAACACUAAGGAGCCCUGCUGUGGACUCAUGUAGGGACAAACACUUCCAAGCACCCACUGCCUGACUGGAAAUUAAAGUGGACGAUGUGUAACAAUCAAAAAUGAUUUCAAAACAAAACGCUACGGUGACGACCGGAUAUACUUUUAAGGAUUCAUUGCAGUUGGAUUUAUUCUAAGUUUAUUAUUUGGUUCCGUUAAGCGCCUACUUCCAUCAAUUACAUGCCAUUGAAUGUUUGGUCUACUCUCCAUUUUGGUCAAUGUAGUUAUACAUUCCAUCUUCUUGCACAGAUUUAUUUGUAGCCCUCCUUCCUGAAAUGUCUAAAACAAGAUUUAUCUAAUGGAGGGAAUGUAAAACAUUUUCCAAUAUAUGAGCACUUAAUGUUCCUCUGUUGAUAAGGGUGUGGCCAGAGCCAUAGAUUGACAUACAUGGAUAUUGCUCUGCAUAUGUCUAUAUGGACCGCGUAUAGAGAGAGACCUUAUGUGCCCACUUGGUGGCUUCUAAGAGAACUACAGAUUCCAGUAUUACUCCUUCAAUAGCUCGGAGUACUUUCUUUUGUUUAAUCCCUUUUUUCCAUGAUUGUUUGGGGCAGUUCAAUCAAAAGAGAGAGUUUUCUCAUAUCAAGCAUAUUAUAUAUGAACUGGCCAUCUGACUUAAGUAAAUAAGAUUUGCUCAUUUAAAGCAUAAAGGGGCUAGAGAAGCAUAAAUGAACCAAAGCUGAUUAUUUUACUUUUUCAAGCUGAUAAUCGGACCAAUGAAUGAUCAUUUUCUACUCAUGAUUGACUGAGCAUGAUUUGAGAUGUGCACUGUAAAUGGAUUUAAGAGAAGGAUAGAUUAGGAUCGAGAGUGAUUGUUACAAAAGGGUACAUAACAAUGGCAUUUGUUGGUGUUAUUUGUUUUUCAUACACACUCACACCAGUCUGUCUGUUGACAGGGUACCGAAGUGGGAGUGUUUGUAGAUGAUGGUUUCUCUUUCUUGUUGGUUUGAAUUUGCAUCAAAUUUACACACAUGUAGACAAGUGCUAUUUCCCUGCCCUUCUACUGAUCAGCAUUCAGCAGUAUCUCAAAAUUAUUGUUUUUUGUUUGUAAAUCAACCUACUGUUCCAGUGCACUAAGAACCUACAUUUUCUACAGUGUGAUUUGUAAAGAAGGGUUUCGUUUUCUAAAUGAUUGUAAGAGAUUAUCUAAUAUUAAUAUAAAUUGUGUUUUUGUCAUGGUGUUUGUCCCCCCUCAGGAUAAAAUGACUUCUUAUAGGCAUUUCUAUUUAAACUAUUUCUAUGCUGUGAAUAGGGAUGUACACGGUGUACAAAACAUUAGGAACACGUGCUCUUUCCAUGACAUGGACUGACCAGGUGAAUCCAGGUAAAGGCUAUGAUCCAUUAUUGAUGUCACUUGUUAAAUCCACUUCAGUCAGUGUAUAUGAAGGGGAGGAGACUGGUAAAAUAAGGAUGUUUAAGCCUUGAGACAUGGCUUGUGUAUGUGUGCUAGUCAGAGGGUGAAUGGGCAAGACAAUAUUUAAGUGCCUUUGAACGGGGUAUGGUAGUAAGUGCCAGACGCACCGGUUAGAGUGUGUCAAGAACUGCAACGCUGCUGGGUUUCACGUUCAACAGUUUCCCUUGUGUAUCAAGAAUGGUCCACCACCCAAAGGACACAAUUGUGGAACGCAUUGGCGUCAACAUGGACCAGCAUUCCUGUGGAAUGCUUUUGACACCCUGUAGAGUCCAUGCCCUGACAAAUUGAGGCUGUUCUGAGGGCAAAGGGGGGUGCACCUCAAUAUUACAAAGGUGUUCCUAAUGUCAUGUACACUCUGUGGAUAUGAAUGACAUUUCAUUUUUGUGUCAACACAAUUUGGCAACCCAUCCCUUACAGGAUUAUUUCACACACAAACUACAAUGAUUCACAGUGAUAGUUCUUCCGGUGUUCCGUACAGUGUGCACCUCAUAAGGAAUGAAAAAUAAAUCAAAACAUAAAUAGUAGAUACGGUUAUCCAAUCAAUAAUAACCCUAGGGCAGUAAAAAAUGAAAUAUAAUACUGAAAAAUGUAUUAUAUUUUUGUGUAUGGAGUAGAUAGACCUCAACCAUUCCUUUACAACAAACCAUUUCUGCCUAGAAACCAGGAUCUUCUACAUUGCUGCCUUAAUGAAAUGAAGGGGGCAUCAGAACAACUGACAGACCAUCUUGGUUAGCCUUGUCAAUGUGAUGGUUUGUCAACAGUAAGUGCCUUCUGUAGGGUUGAUUGGCUAAGUAUAAAUACUUUGCAUUGCUUGCACAAAGUUCCACAUAGACCGUGUGGAAUUCUGAUUGAUGUGAAGUAUGGGACUAAAUGCCUUUGACUCUCCUAAAUGUACAAUUGAAAUGUCUCCUUCCAUAAUGGAACUCAGUCCUCAAUUACACAUUUCCAUUUGUUUGUUUUAAUGUAGAACAUGAUUUGUACGGUUGUUGCCUGUUUAAAAAGUUUCAUGUUUUCACAGAUUUUUGUAUAAACUUUUUGGGGGGGGGGGUGCGACAUGGGCUUAGAGUACAUAUUUGGACAUGUAAUUUAUUUGUAUAUAUUGGGAGUAAGAUGGACAGUCGUGCUUGCUCGCCUAAUAGAUACACUAUAUAUACAUAAGUAUGUGAACACCUCUUCAAAUUAGCGCAUUCAACUAUUUCAGCCACACCUGUUGCUGACAGGUGUAUGAAGUUGAGCAUACAGCCAUGCAAUCUCCAUGGACAAACAUUUGUAGUAGAAUGGCUUUACUGAAGAGCUCAGUGACUUUCAACGUGGCACUGUCAUAGGAUGCCACCUUUCCAACUAGUCAGUUUGUCAAAUUUCUGCCCUGCUAGAGCUGCCCCAUUCAACUGUAAGUGCUGUUAUUGUGAAGUGGAAACAUCAUUUAGAAACAACGGCUCAGCCGUACCAGAAGUGGUAGGUCACACAAGCUCACAGAAUUGAACCACUGAAGUGCGUAGUGCAAACAAAUCGUCUGUCCUUGGUUGCAAUACUCACUACCGAGUUCCAACCUGCCUCUGGAAGCCAUGUCAGCACAAGAACUGUUUGUCGGGUUCUUCAUGAAAUGGGUUUCCAUGGCUGAGCAGCUGCAUGAUCACCAUGUGCAAUGCUAAGUGUCUGCUGGAGUGGUGUAAAGCUUACCGGCAUUGGACUCUGGAGCAGUGGUGAAUCUCACUUUACCAUCUGGCAAUCCUAUGGACAAAUCUGGGGUUUGGCAGAUGCCAGGAGAACGCUACUUGCCCCAAUGCAUAGUGCCAACUGUAAAGUUUGUUGGAGGAGGAAUAAUGGUCUGGGGCUGUUUUUCAUGGUUCGGGGUAGGUCCCUUUGUUCUAGUGAAGGCAAAUCUUAAAUAUAUAUGCCGGAGUGCACAAAGCGAGGUCCAUACAGAAAUGGUUUGUCGAGAUCGUUGUGGAAGAACUCGUCUGGCCUGCACAGAGCCCUGACCUCAACCCCAUCAAACACCUUUGGGAUGAAUUGGAACGCCGACUGCGAGCCAGGACAAAUUGCCCGACCUCACAAAGGCUGUUGUGGCUGAAUGGAAGAAAAUCCCCGCAGCAAUCUUCCAUCUCGUGGGAAGCCUUUCCAGAAGAGUGGAGGCUGUUAGAGCAGCAAAGGGGGGACCAACUCCAUAAUAAUGCCCAUGAUUUUGGAAUGAGAUGUUCGACGAGCAGGUGUCCACAUACUUUUGGUGAUGUAGUGUGUGUAUAUGUAGCGUCCUUCAUCUGCUCAUAACUACUUCAAGCCAGCAGGGGGACACUGAGGGAAGAAAACCAUGCUGCUCAACAUUCACACCAGUUUCCUUAUCUCUAUUGUACAUGAAAGUACCUGCACUGAGUAUUUGAAUGGUUGAAAUAUUGAAGGUUCCUGGAGUUCAUUGUCUUUCCUGUCCAGCUGAUGAAGAUGAACCAUAAAAGGGGGACCCUCUUGUUUCUGUGGGAUGGGGAAUGUGGAAGGACUCCAUGCUGUACACACUCAGACUGAUCAAGGACCUACAGUAGCUUACGUGUCAAUGUAUUUCUGAUACCUUCAUUUUGAUCACCUUACAAGUCUAGAGCCUUUGUAAAUAUUUUACAAUAAAUAUAUGUCAAACUUGA